AUGGCCUCUUUACGGAUGAACCUGAGGCGUCCGUGGUCGGCGUGUCGACUUUCAACCGCAGUUGGUGCACCCGUUGGGCGUCGUGGCUUCACUGCGCGGGCUCCAUUGGUACCUCACAGAAGCAAUGAAACGCGGCGAUUGGGGCUGUUUGACUUGACAGGCAGAGUAUUUGUCGUAACGGGUGGUGGACGUGGACUCGGUCUCUCCAUGGCUCAAGGUCUCGUCAAUGCCGGCGGCAGGGUAUACUGCUUCGAUCGUGCACCUCAACCGAGCCUAGAAUUCGGAGAAGCAAGAGAUAGGAUGAAGGAGUAUGAGGGCGAGCUAGAGUACCGCCAAGUUGAUGUAACUCAGAAUGAAGAGGUGGAAUCUCGCAUGGCGGCUAUUGCGGCAGAGGGACAGAGAUUGGAUGGCCUGAUUGCAGCGGCCGGUAUACAGCAAGUCACGUCGGCUCUUGACUUCAAGAAAGAAGACAUCAUGAAGAUGCUAGAAGUCAACUACACGGGCGUCUUUAUCGCUGCUCGCGCGUGUGCUCGCCAGAUGAUCAAGUACAAGACGCGAGGCUCGAUUUGCCUCAUCGCAUCCAUGAGCGGUACAAUUGCGAAUCGGGACUUCAUUGCACCCGUCUACAACUCGUCCAAGGCUGCAGUGAUUCAGCUAGGACGUAAUCUGGCCAUGGAGUGGGGCAGAGUGGGUCCGGACGGCGCUGGGGGCAUUCGAGUGAAUACACUCAGCCCAGGACACAUUCUGACGCCAAUGGUCGAGGAAAACCUCAGGAAAGGCGAGGCCAGCCGUGAAGCAUGGGAGGAGAAUAGUAUGCUGGGUAGGUUGAGCAGGCCAGCGGAGUAUGAGGGAGCAGGCGUUUUCUUGAUGAGUGAUGCAAGCAGUUUUAUGACCGGUCAUGAUAUGAAGAUUGAUGGUGGUACGACUGCGUGGUGA
This is a messenger RNA of Plenodomus lingam JN3, 936 nucleotides long. RefSeq lists its product as uncharacterized. Gene Ontology annotation, molecular function: oxidoreductase activity, acting on NAD(P)H, oxygen as acceptor. Lineage: Eukaryota; Fungi; Ascomycota; Dothideomycetes; Pleosporales; Leptosphaeriaceae. The record is from RefSeq and is a predicted model, not a curated record. Gene Ontology annotation, cellular component: intracellular anatomical structure.